Molecule: messenger RNA, 1028 nt
Organism: Poecilia reticulata (guppy)
Lineage: Eukaryota; Metazoa; Chordata; Actinopteri; Cyprinodontiformes; Poeciliidae
Source: RefSeq, a predicted model, not a curated record
AUCUCUCUCCCACUCCCUCUCCUUGUUUUUACUUUCUGUCGUCGGUGUUUCAGACCAGCAUCAAACUAAACCCCUAAACUCCAGUGUGACUCAAGAAAAAAGAAGACUUUACUAAUGUGUGGAUAAGAAGAACAUUUCAACAGAAUGGGUUCCAAUCACAGCAGUGACACACUCCAUUGUAAUCGCUACCUGAAAGGACAGGGUCCUCAAUCACUGGCACAACGAGUAAAUGACGGGAUGAGUUGGAGGAUCACAUCAUCAAAUGUUUAUCAACCUGAAGCCAAAAUGAGUUUGGAGAUUCUCCACAAAAAAAUGCCAGGUUUUCCUGAUGCCAACACACUGAAGAUUACUUACAGUUUUGCUAAAGGCAUACAGACAGAGAAACAUCCCCACCCUGGCCAGCCAUAUGCACAGAAACAGGUGUGUACAUACCUCCCUGAAAACCAUGAGGGGCGGACUGUCGUCACUUUGCUGGAGAAGGCCUUCAACCAGCAGCUUUUGUUUACCAUUGCUACCAAUGAAAGUGGAGAAGAUGUUAUCACACCAGCCUCUGUUCCACUAAAAAUACAACAUGAAGAAGAAGGAAGCAUAAUUGAUGGCUACCCUGAUGCAAACUACCUGACGACAUUGAGUAAAGUACUGAGAAGUAAAGGCAUCAAGUAAGACAUGAUGGGAUUCCCAUUACUGCUGGGAUGAUUGAAGUCACAGGCUCUAGUUUAAAACAAAUACAUGUCAAUAAGGAUUAACUACAAUAUUUCCACUUUGUGAAUAAUUAAAAUAUAUGUUUAUGAAAUGUUUGAUGUAUUCUGCACACAAGAUUUGAAUAAAACUAUGUUUAUAUGUCCAAAAAGAAAAGAUUAUAUCACCCUACUUUUGCAUGUUUUUUGUUUUGCAAAGAUGCACAAUGCUUAGACAUUGUGCAUCUUUUUCUGUCCUUGUUUCCAUCUGAAACUGUGCUGUGUCAGAUGAAAUUUAUUAAAUGUAUAUUGGGAGAUUAUUGCAUGUAUAAAUAAAUAAUUUGUUAAAGA